ACGACGACCGACUCGCAUCCUCCCAAGAAACGAUCAUGCUGCGGCACCAUCGUCCAUACGCCAAAUUCCUCGCGAUACGCCAACUACCCCCAUAGCCGCUUCUUACAAAAGUUUCCCUUCCUGGUUGAGAUGUUCUACUGGGCCAUCAACCUGCUCUUCUACGUCAGCAUCAAGGGCAUCAGCGGCCUCAUCUUUUCCACCGAUGGAGUGUGGCAGAUGGCUGAGGGCCACGGUAUUGCUAUCCUGAACUUUGAGCAAAAUGGUCCCUUUAGCUUCUUGUUCCCCAUGCGCGAGGUUGCUGUGCAAACCUUUUUCAGAGAAGGCCACCAAACCAUGUUGACGAUCCUGAAUCGGGCCUACUCUCUCAUCCAUAUUCCCGUCACUGUUAGCUUCCUCGCCUGGUACUACUAUGCCGCGCCGACCCACGCCCAGUUCGCCGCCGCUCGCCGCAUGAUGAGCCUUACCAAUAUUGUUAGCUUCUGCGUCUUUACAACAUAUCCCUGCAUGCCUCCCCGUCUGCUGCCCGAAGAGUACGGCUUCUUCGAUACCGUCCGUCACGAGGACGCCGAGUCCAUCUACGCUACCAACCAGUUCUUCAACCAGCUGGCGGCUUUCCCCUCGCUGCACUUUGGCUACUCGUUCUGCAUCGGCACCGUUCUCAUGUACCACUCUGGCAUUUUCCGCCGCCGCCUCGCUCCCCGCGAGAAGCGCAUGUCCAAGGCCUGGCAGAUCUUCUUUGCUGUUCUGAGCAUCGUGUACCCGUGCUUUGUCCUGACAAUCAUCGUGGCAACAGCUAAUCACUACUAUCUUGAUGCGAUGGCCGCCACGGGCGUUGUGGCCAUUUCUUGGCUUUGCAACCGCUAUCUUCUGUAUCUUCUUCCCCUGGAGGAUGUCUUCCUCUGGUGCGUCAAGCUGGAGAAGCCUGUUCCCACCACUGGCAACCGC
Fusarium vanettenii 77-13-4 is the source of this 945-nucleotide messenger RNA. RefSeq lists its product as uncharacterized. NCBI's taxonomy places the organism in Eukaryota, Fungi, Ascomycota, Sordariomycetes, Hypocreales, Nectriaceae. The transcript has 2 exons. Gene Ontology annotation, biological process: sphingolipid biosynthetic process; inositol phosphoceramide metabolic process. The record is from RefSeq and is a predicted model, not a curated record. Gene Ontology annotation, cellular component: inositol phosphoceramide synthase complex. The annotation marks the transcript as partial. Gene Ontology annotation, molecular function: inositol phosphoceramide synthase activity.